AUGACGUCCAUCGCCUCGGAAUCAGUGGCCACGAUCCUCUGCACCAGCAAGCAAACACGAUUCAAUAUACAGAACACGGAUCAUCGCGAGUUGGAGGUGGACGGUCUCCACAUCACCGUCACUUCAGGUUCGGGUACCAAACCCGGCGCCAAGGGCAAGGCCAAGGCGAGGAGCGAGGGAACCGAGAUUCUCGUUGAUACCAAGCUGCAUAUCAAGGCCGGGCAAAGAUAUGCACUCAUUGGCAGGAAUGGGUCUGGCAAGUCGACGCUGCUCAAGGCCAUUUCCGAGAAGCUGAUUCCUGGUAUCCCCGAGGAUACUCGGAUAUCCAUUCUUCAACAGACAGAUGCCGGCACCACUGACGCGGAUACCCGGCCAAGCGAUGCUUCGAUUGGAUCAGAGCAGCUCAGCAGCGUCUUGGAGCAUGUCAUUGAGAAGGCAACCGCUCGAUCAGAUGUUGAACAGGAUAUAAGAGCAUUGUCCGAUGGCAUCAACAGCACCGAUCCCUAUGCGACGGUCCGAGCCGUUCGUGCCCUUCGACAUGAGAAUAAUCAGAAGCGACUCUUCCAGUUCGAUAAGAAUGCCAGGUUGCGAAGUGGUGAUAGAGGACUGGCAGCUCGAAAACAACUAAAGGCUUUCGAGAAGACUGUCGCGGAGUCGCAGAUCUUGCUGGAUCAACCGCAAAGCGACAUAUCCGCCGAAGCUCUGAAGAACGAUACGCAAGAGGCACUGGACAUGCUUGCAGACCUUCAAUUGCAAGUUGAGCCAACCAAAGUUGCCGAAACCGAAUUGAAAGCCAAGCGAAUCUUGACUGGUCUUGGUUUCUCGGAGGCGUACAUGUCCAAGCCAGUGUCAAGUCUAUCCGGUGGAUGGAAAAUGCGGACAGCCCUCUCAGUUUCCCUUCUCCAGGAAACCGAUAUCCUGAUACUGGAUGAGCCCACCAACUUCCUUGACCUUCUGGGAAUCAUCUGGUUACAGAAGUACCUCGAGUCUUUGCAGGACGACGACAAUGCGCCAACCCUCAUCCUCGUAUCUCACGACAGAGACUUCAUAACGCUUUGCACCGAUCUUCUCAUUCUCAAGGAUAAGGGGUUGACGUAUUUUCAUGGCGACCUUCCUACAUAUGAGGCGUCGCAGUCGGAGCGCAAGCUGUGGUUGACCAAGAUGAAGGACGCCCAGGACAAGCAGAAGGCUCAUAUACAGCAGAGCAUAACGAACAACAUCAAAGCAGGGAAGGCAAAUGACGAUCAGAACAAGCUACGCCAAGCCAAGUCUCGUCAAAAGAAGCUCGACGACCGCUGGGGUCUCCAGGUCAGCGCAAAGGGCGGCAGAUUCAAGCUCAAUCGCGACCUCGAGGGGUACCACCUGACUGCCCGAGCCGAUAUCGACAUACCGCAAGAUGAGCGGCCGAUAUUCAUUGACCUGCCCGAGCCUCCAGAUCUGCGGUUUCCUGGCCCGCUCAUAUCGAUGGAGAACGUGACGUUUCGUUACCCGACUAAGGCGAGAGGAAAGAUACAGACACCCGCUGUGUUGCAGGACGUCAACCUGUCCGUUCACAAGGGUGACCGAGUGGGCAUCCUCGGGCUGAACGGGGCUGGCAAAUCGACCUUGGUGAAGCUCCUCGUUGAUGAGAUUAAGCCUUCAUCCGGGAUGAUAACAACCCAUCCGCGGCUGAAGCUGGGAUAUUACUCUCAACAUGCCGUCGAAGGAUUGCAACAGAUGGGCCAAGACGACGUUUCACUGACCGCUCUUUCGUUACUGACAAAGGAUGUUGAUGGAGAGCUGGACGAAGGACAGCUCCGUGGGAUCCUUGGCAGUCUUGGAUUGCCCGGUCGAGUUGCGUCCGACAUCCCAGUCAGAAAGCUGUCUGGCGGCCAGCUCGUGCGUUGCGAGCUUGCUCGUAUUCUCUGGCAACGGCCGCACUGUCUUAUUCUCGACGAGGUAACCACUCAUCUCGACUAUGAGACGGUCACGGCCUUGCGUGAGUCACUGAGGGACUGGGAGGGGGCGGUCAUUCUCGUCAGCCAUGACCGGUGGUUCAUGCGGGGUGCAGUUGAGGGGUUGAUUGAAGACUCGGAGAGCGAGCAAGACAAUGAGGAUGAAGCUGCCUCCAGGCGACGGGCGGUAUACAGGUUGAAGACCGGGAACCUGACGAUCCUGGACGGCGGGGUGACGCAGUUCGAAGACGGAGUUGCAAAGAGGGUGACGAGACUGCUGAGUUCGUAG
Molecule: messenger RNA, 2223 nt
Organism: Colletotrichum gloeosporioides
Lineage: Eukaryota; Fungi; Ascomycota; Sordariomycetes; Glomerellales; Glomerellaceae
Product: putative ABC transporter ATP-binding protein YheS
Exons: 5
Coding region: 1-2223 (740 amino acids)
Molecular function (GO): ATP binding; ATP hydrolysis activity
Source: RefSeq, a predicted model, not a curated record